This is a messenger RNA of Orycteropus afer afer, 2421 nucleotides long. It is a transcript of the gene POMT2, whose product is annotated as protein O-mannosyltransferase 2. Lineage: Eukaryota; Metazoa; Chordata; Mammalia; Tubulidentata; Orycteropodidae. Gene Ontology annotation, molecular function: dolichyl-phosphate-mannose-protein mannosyltransferase activity. Gene Ontology annotation, cellular component: membrane; endoplasmic reticulum. The record is from RefSeq and is a predicted model, not a curated record. Gene Ontology annotation, biological process: protein O-linked glycosylation via mannose. The transcript is spliced from 19 exons.
AUGCUCUGCGCCACCAGCCGCCUCUUAGCGGCCAGGGCGGUGACCACAUUUCCCGCCCAGGCUAGAGCUCGGGGCUCCGCGCAACGAUGCCGCCGGCGAGAACUACAUUUCCCGGGUCACCCUGCGCUGCCCUUUUGUGACUUCUUGGCGGGGCGGGUGACAAGACCAAUCCUGCCACCGGGCCGGAGAGUUAUCCUGAGGAGGGGAAGGAUGCCGCCCGUAACGGGCGGAAGCCUGGCUGGAUCAGAGCUGCGGGCCCGGCGGGAUAGCUGUGGGCCGCAGGCUACUAGGGCGGUGGGCCCGGACGUGGCCUCUGAGAAUGCAGCGCGAAGCCCCAAACGGCCUGCUCAGGGCUCGUGGCGCCUUGAGGCAGCCGGUGGGUGGGCCCUGUUGGUCCUGGUGACGCUGCUGUCCUUCGCCACCCGCUUCCACCGUCUGGAUGAGCCACCGCACAUCUGUUGGGAUGAGACUCACUUCGGAAAAAUGGGAAGUUACUAUAUCAACCGCACCUUUUUCUUUGAUGUGCACCCACCUCUGGGAAAGAUGCUGAUAGGUCUUGCUGGCUACCUGAGUGGAUAUGAUGGUACCUUUUUGUUCCAGAAGCCUGGGGACAAGUAUGAGCACCACAGCUACAUGGGAAUGAGAGGAUUCUGUGCAUUCCUGGGUUCCUGUCUGAUCCCCUUUGCCUACCUCACUGUGUUGGAGCUCUCCAAGUCUCUCCCAGCAGCACUGCUCACCGCUGCCCUCCUCACCUUCGACACAGGAUGCCUCACUCUGUCUCAGUACAUCCUCCUUGACCCCAUCCUGAUGUUCUUCAUCAUGGCUGCCAUGCUGAGCAUGGUCAAGUACAACUCCUGCGCAGACAGGCCCUUCUCUGCCCCCUGGUGGUUCUGGCUCAGCCUGACUGGCAUAUGUCUCGCUGGUGCUCUAGGGGUCAAGUUUGUUGGCCUCUUUAUCAUCCUGCAAGUGGGGUUGAACACCAUUUCAGACCUUUGGCACCUGUUUGGAGACCUCAGUCUUUCACUGGUGACUGUGGGAAAACACCUGGCGGCACGCAUCCUCUGCCUCAUAGUGCUGCCCCUGGCUCUCUACACGGCCACUUUUGCUGUUCACUUCAUGGUGCUGAAUAAAAGUGGUCCUGGCGAUGGGUUCUUCAGUUCUGCCUUCCAGGCCCGGCUUUCAGGGAACAACCUUCACAAUGCCUCCAUCCCCGAACACCUGGCCUAUGGCUCUGUGAUCACGGUGAAGAACCUCCAAGUGGCCAGCGGCUACCUCCAUUCCCACCGGCACCUCUACCCCGAGGACAUUGGCGCCCGCCAGCAGCAGGUCAAUCCUCUGGAUCCUUCCUUUCCAGUGGAGUUUGUGAGACAUGGAGACAUCAUUCGACUAGAACACAAAGAGACUUCUCGGAACUUGCACAGUCACUAUCAUGAGGCGCCCCUGACCCGGAAGCACUAUCAAGUCACUGGCUAUGGCAUAAAUGGGACAGGGGACUCAAAUGAUUUCUGGCGGAUUGAGGUGGUAAACCGAAAAUUUGGAAACCGGAUCAAAGUGCUGAGAAGUCAAAUUCGUCUCAUCCAUCUGGUCACAGGUUGUGUCCUGGGCUCCUCAGGAAAGGUCCUGCCCAAGUGGUGAGUCUCUGGGGCUUUGAUGUACCAGUAAAAACUCAUGCUUUUCCUUCCUACAUUAUAAGGAAUAUACCAGAAGCCUUCAUUUCCCAGUGAUCAAUUGCCAAACAUCAGUCUGGACGUGCUGAAGCCUGGUUUUGCUGAGAUCUUGGUGGAGUCCCACAUGGUCAUGCUACAGGGGAACAAUGGCCUCAAACCCAAGGAUAAUGACUUCUCAUCCAAACCCUGGCACUGGCCUAUCAACUACCAGGGCCUGCGCUUCUCAGGGACCAAUGACACAGACUUCCGAGUCUAUCUGCUUGGCAACCCGGUGGUUUGGUGGCUGAACCUGUUGAGCAUUGCCCUGUACCUCCUCUCAGGGAGCUUCACUGCUGUGGCCCUGCAAAGAGGGGCCCACCUGCCAGCAGAGGUGGCAGGGCUGUCCCAGGUCCUGCUUCAAGGAGGUGGUCAGGCCCUGCUUGGCUGGAUGCUCCAUUACUUCCCGUUCUUUCUGAUGGGCCGGAUCCUCUACUUCCACCACUACUUCCCAGCCAUGCUCUUUUCCAGCAUGUUGACAGGGAUUCUAUGGGACACACUCCUGCGGCUCUGUGCCUGGCGGCUCUGUGCCUGGCACCUGGCUUCCUGCUCCCUGGCCAAGGGCAUCCAUGUAGGAGGAAUCCUGAGCCUGCUCCUGGGAACUGCCUACAGCUUCUACCUCUUCCACCCUCUGGCUUAUGGAAUGGUUGGUCCCCUAGCCCAGAACCCCCUCAGUCCAAUGGCAGGACUAAGGUGGCUGGAGUCUUGGGACUUCUGA